UGGAAACUUAUCGAAGCAUUGCAUAAGUUUAGCUCCUGAUUUUUGGUCCCGUAAUUCAGGCGAGAGAUAUUUUGAAGUAUUUAGAUCAGUAUCUAAAUUUGAAAUUCAAAACACUGCGCUGUUUGGUCUUGCAUUGCAUAUUAAUUGGGAGAAGAAGAAAACAUCAGUAAAUAAUUGUAAUGAUGAAUACUGUGGUUAUUCUCGCUGUGUUGUGCGGAAUUAGUGCAGGGUACUCGAUUCCCGCUCAAAAUGCUUAUGCAAACUUUCAACAACCAACGGGCUUCAGGACUGUUCAGCGCACUAUGUAUGGAGUUCACUUCCAGAAUUUCCAGAACGAGCAAUUAAGGAACCAACGUGUGUCUGAUUUUGUUCCUGGAACGCACCAAAAUGAUUGUCACCACAAUGACGUCGAGAACGCUGAUUGGCCUGUUCAGAAUACUAAUGUAGGUUCUGCGGCCGAUGCGUAUCCUUCCGAGCAGUUCCCGGUCGAGGAAGAACCUCAUCAAGAUGUCCCAGCUAUUUACGAAGACGAGUCCGAGGAGCCAAUUGCUGAUGAACCAUUUGCUGCCCCAGCUGUUCCAGCUGUAGUGCCAGCUUCAGUUCCUGAAAAAAAGAAGAAGAAAGUUCCAGUUCAGAUUGACUCGAACGAAGAGGAGGAACAGGUUGCUCAAUCCGGACGUCGUGGUGCUAAAGACUCUACCGGUUCAGGUGCUUUCUUCCCCAUCAACUUUGGCAGCACUAACGGAGGAGCCAUUGCCAUCGCCAAUUCGUACAGCACCGGAAAAGGAGGAUCAGCCACCAGCACUGCUACUGCCUAUGGAAGCCCAGCAACAGCUGAGCUGAGAAGGAAUUCUGCCACUCAGCUAAGAAGAAAGCCUUCCAAACUUCGAAGCCGACAAUAAUUCAUUGGUGUUAGCUUUUUUGGAAUACACAGCAUAAGAAGUGUUUUUCCAUAAUCUUCAUGCUCUAAAAAUUCGUAUUUAGGGUAACAAAAACUGAUAGUUGUAGGUAGCUAAUAUUUAUUGUGUAAAUAGCAAAACCCUUACAUAACUCUAUUCAACCUUUUCUCGAAUAAAUGAAACACUCAGUGUGCAAAAACUUA
Molecule: messenger RNA, 1102 nt
Organism: Aedes aegypti (yellow fever mosquito)
Lineage: Eukaryota; Metazoa; Arthropoda; Insecta; Diptera; Culicidae
Exons: 3
Coding region: 180-902 (240 amino acids)
Source: RefSeq, a predicted model, not a curated record